Odobenus rosmarus divergens (Pacific walrus) is the source of this 2902-nucleotide messenger RNA. It is a transcript of the gene ATP10A, whose product is annotated as ATPase, class V, type 10A. Gene Ontology annotation, cellular component: plasma membrane. Gene Ontology annotation, biological process: phospholipid translocation. The record is from RefSeq and is a predicted model, not a curated record. The transcript is spliced from 13 exons. The annotation marks the transcript as partial. NCBI's taxonomy places the organism in Eukaryota, Metazoa, Chordata, Mammalia, Carnivora, Odobenidae. Gene Ontology annotation, molecular function: ATPase-coupled intramembrane lipid carrier activity; ATP hydrolysis activity; ATP binding.
CCGCAGGCGGGGAGCCCGCGCCACCGCGCCCGGGCCGCCGGCGAUGAUCACCUAGGAGGCUGGCGCGGGCGGGCGCGAACUGCGGAGGAGCCGGGCGCGGCGACACGCGGCCAUGGAACGGGAGCCGGCGGCGGCCGAGGAGUCCGGGUCCCCGGGUCGUCGUCGGCGGCGGCGGCGGCGGCGCGGGGACGGCAGGACGCGCGUGGUGCGCUCCAACCUGCUGCCGCCCCCGGGCGUCGAGGACCCAGCGGCCGGCGCGGCCAAGGGUGCGCGGCGGCGGCGGCGCGGGGGCGCUCAGCACCUGGCGGACAACCGGCUCAAGACCACCAAGUACACUCUACUGUCCUUCCUGCCCAAGAACCUAUUCGAGCAGUUCCACCGCCUGGCCAACGUGUACUUUGUCUUCAUCGCGCUGCUCAACUUCGUGCCGGCAGUGAACGCCUUCCAGCCCGGCCUGGCGCUGGCGCCCGUGCUCUUCAUCCUGGCCGUCACGGCCUUCAAGGACCUGUGGGAGGACUACAGCCGCCACCGUUCGGACCACGAGAUCAACCACCUGGGCUGCCUCGUCUUCAGCAGGGAGGAGAAGCAGUAUGUGAAUCGAUUCUGGAAAGAAAUCCGAGUGGGAGAUUUUGUGCGUCUCCGAUGCAAUGAGAUCAUCCCUGCGGACAUUCUGCUGCUCUCCUCCAGUGACCCGGAUGGACUAUGCCACAUCGAGACUGCCAACCUGGAUGGAGAGACCAACCUGAAGCGAAGGCAGGUGGUCCGUGGCUUCUCAGAGCUCGUAACCGAAUUCAAUCCUUUGACGUUCACCAGUGUAAUCGAGUGUGAGAAGCCAAACAAUGACCUGACUAGGUUUCGUGGUUGCAUCAUACACGACAAUGGGAAAAAGGCCGGGCUGUAUAAAGAAAACCUGCUGCUGCGAGGAUGUACCAUCAGAAACACAGAAGCUGUUGUCGGCAUCGUCAUCUAUGCAGGACAUGAAACCAAGGCUCUGCUGAACAACAGCGGGCCCCGUUACAAGCGCAGCCAGCUUGAGAGGCAGAUGAACUGCGAUGUGCUCUGGUGUGUCCUCCUCCUCGUUUUUAUGUCUCUGUUUUCUGCAGUUGGACACGGACUGUGGGUACGGCGGUAUCAAGAGAAGAAAUCAUUAUUUGAUGUCCCUGAGUCUGAUGGCAGCUCUUUAUCCCCAGUCACAGCUGCAGUUUACUCGUUUUUGACAAUGAUAAUAGUUCUGCAGGUUUUAAUCCCAAUUUCCUUAUAUGUUUCCAUUGAAAUUGUUAAAGUAUGCCAAGUGUACUUCAUUCAUCAGGAUGUAGAGUUGUAUGACGAAGAAACGGACUCGCAGCUGCAGUGUCGAGCUCUGAACAUCACGGAAGACUUAGGGCAGAUACAGUAUAUCUUCUCAGAUAAAACAGGAACUUUAACUGAAAAUAAGAUGGUUUUCCGAAGAUGCACUGUGUCUGGCAUAGAAUAUUCCCAUGAUGCAAAUGCCCAGCGUCUGGCCAGGUACCAGGAAGCAGACUCCGAAGAGGAAGAGGCAGUGCCCAGAGGGGGAUCGCUGCCCCAGCGCGGCAGCAUUGGGAGCCACCAGAGCUUUCGCGUCGUGCACAGGACCCAGAGCACCAAGUCACACCGGCGCACAGGCAGCCGGGCCGAGGCCAAGCGGGCCAGCAUGCUGUCCAAGCACACGGCCUUCAGCAGCCCCAUGGAGAAAGACAUCACACCCGAUCCAAAGCUGUUGGAGAAGGUGAGUGAAUGUGACAGGUGCCUGGCCACCGCAAGGCCCCAGGAACGCCCACUGGCCCACCUUUCACCAGAGCUCUCUGACGUGUUCGACUUCUUCAUCGCACUCACCAUCUGCAACACAGUAGUAGUCACAUCCCCGGAUCAGCCACGACAAAAGGUGAGAGUGAGAUUUGAGGUGAAGUCCCCCGUGAAGACGAUAGAAGACUUCCUACGGAGGUUCUCACCCAGCCGCCUGACCUCAGGCUGCAGCAGCAUCGGGAGCCUGACCGCCAACAAAGCCACCCACAAGUCAGGGUCCAACUUUCUGUCCACCCUAUCCAAUGACAGCACACUGUUCAAGCUGGAGGAGAGGCUAGGCCAGCCAGCCGCGGCCAUCGCCAGCAAUGGCUAUAGCAGUGGGGCUGCCAGCUGGGGCCCAGAGCACACUGCCCAGGAGCAGAAGCUGCAGCGGGAGCAGGAACAGGAGCUGCGCUAUGAGGCAGAGAGCCCCGACGAGGCGGCGCUUGUGUAUGCUGCGCGGGCCUACAACUGCGCGCUGGUGGACCGGCUGCACGACCAGGUGUCCGUGGAGCUGCCCCACCUGGGCAGGCUCACCUUCGAGCUCCUGCACACACUGGGCUUCGACUCUAUCCGCAAGAGGAUGUCAGUGGUGAUCCGGCAUCCACUCACCGAUGAGAUCAAUGUCUACACCAAAGGAGCCGACUCAGUGGUCAUGGACCUCUUGCUGCCUUGCUCCUCAGAUGAUGCCAGAGGAAGGCAUCAAAAGAAAAUCAGAAGCAAGACUCAGAAUUACCUCAACCUGUAUGCCGUGGAAGGCCUGCGCACCUUGUGCAUUGCCAAGAGGGUUCUGAGUGAAGAAGAGUAUGCCUGUUGGUUGCAAAGCCACUUAGAAGCAGAAUCUUCCCUGGACAACCGUGAGGAGCUUCUUUUCCAGUCUGCCAUUCGCCUGGAAACAAAUUUACAUCUGUUGGGUGCCACUGGGAUUGAAGAUCGCCUGCAGGAUGGAGUCCCAGAAACCAUUGCUAAAUUGCGUCAAGCAGGCCUGCAGAUUUGGGUUCUCACUGGUGACAAACAAGAAACAGCCAUUAACAUUGCAUAUGCCUGCAAACUGCUGGACCAUGAUGAGGAAGUUAUCACCCUGAAUGCUGAAUCCCAG